Molecule: messenger RNA, 438 nt
Organism: Sparassis crispa
Lineage: Eukaryota; Fungi; Basidiomycota; Agaricomycetes; Polyporales; Sparassidaceae
Exons: 1
Coding region: 1-438 (145 amino acids)
Source: RefSeq, a predicted model, not a curated record
AUGCGUUUCUCCACCCUCUCCACCCUCCUCAUCUCUGCCCUCGCCUUUGGCUUCGCUCAGGCUGCCCCGUCCCCCGUCCCCGCCUCUCUUGAGCGCCGCGGAGUAGCCACUGUCGAGGAGGCGACCAGCAAGGCCCCGAACGCCGACAUCGUCUACCCCGGCUAUGAUGCAAUUCUCGUCUUCAGCGGGGAGGGCUGCAGCGGUACCGAGGACAUCAUCGACAUCAGCGGGCUCGACCUCAAUGUGUGCUACGAGCCCGCCAUCGAGUACCUAUCCAUCAUGGCCUACAGCCCCAACGGCGGUACCUGGGACCUCACCAUCUUUGCUGCCCUCGCGAACUGCGCCGACCCAACGCAGCUCGCGAACCUGAAUGUGUGCUACAACGUAUUGUAUAAUGGAGCAAAUGCGUACUUCAGCACUAUCUACUUUGAGUCUUGA